Messenger RNA from Zeugodacus cucurbitae (melon fly), 4753 nucleotides. It is a transcript of the gene nrv3, whose product is annotated as sodium/potassium-transporting ATPase subunit beta-2. The transcript is spliced from 8 exons. Lineage: Eukaryota; Metazoa; Arthropoda; Insecta; Diptera; Tephritidae. Gene Ontology annotation, biological process: intracellular sodium ion homeostasis; potassium ion import across plasma membrane; sodium ion export across plasma membrane. Gene Ontology annotation, molecular function: ATPase activator activity. The record is from RefSeq and is a predicted model, not a curated record. The coding region runs from base 696 to 1634 and encodes 312 amino acids. Gene Ontology annotation, cellular component: sodium:potassium-exchanging ATPase complex.
CUAACAAAUCAGUGGUUUUGUGUGUGUGGCAACAGUAUUGAUAUUCAAAAGUAACGUAUUGCAAUAGCCAACUCGCAGUAUUCACAGUGUAAACUAAUAUUUAGAAAAUAUUCUAAGCCGAACAUACCAGUGAAAAUAACCAAAUAUAAACAAUAAAAAUGUUUCGACCCAGUUGAUUAAGAUAUAAAACAAAAUUUCAUAAAGAUAUCAAAUAAAUUAAAAAAAAAUAUUUCCAUAAAAUAAGAAAAGCUAAAGCUAAAACCCAAAAUAAAAAGGAAAACAAUAAAACUUCUUGUUGUUAUACGAAAAAACAAGUUUACUAAGUAAAAAGUUAAAUAUUAAAUAAUCCUACAAAGCAUUAUUUCAAUGACAUAGUUUUUAAACUUUCAAUAUUACCAACAAAUAUAGGCGACAUAAAAGACAUAAAAUUAAAAAUCUAAAAAAAACAUUUGCAUACUACAUAUAUAAGUGUAUAAAGUUAAUAAAAAAAGAAACCCUCUCAACUGCUACGCCAGAACAGUCAUCGAAUCAACAAGACAGUUACAACAAUAAACGGCAACAAAAGUCGAGCAACUACACGCAGUUCCAGUUAAGAACAGUCAAAAAAGACGCAGAAAAAGUUAUUGAAAAUCAACUAAGAACCAGCAGCAAAACUUCACUAACAGCGCAGCCUAAAAAAGCACAAGACAGUCAAAAUGGCCGACAAGAAGAUAGCAGAACAAUACUAUUCGCCACCGCCAAAGAUGGGCAAAUGGGAGGGUUUCAAAAAAUUCCUAUGGAACAGUGAAACUAGCCAAUGCCUUGGCCGAACAGGCGGCAGUUGGGCAAAAAUUUUAUUUUUCUACAUUAUUUUUUAUGCGGCGUUAACUGGAUUCUUUGCUGCCAUGCUGGCUGUGUUUUAUCAAACACUGCAGGUGGAUAAACCCAAGUGGACAUUGAGCGAUGGAAUGAUCGGUUCGAAUCCAGGUCUUGGUUUCCGACCAAUGCCCCCAGAGGCAAAUGUUGAGAGCACUUUAAUCUGGUACGAGAAAUCGAGACCCGAAAAUUACAAAUACUGGGUCGAUGAAACUGCAUCAUUCCUUCAAUCCUAUGAAAAUCUACCAAAGCAAAAUCAAGUGAAUUGUUCAUUCGAACAUCCCCCACCAGAGGGUAAAGUUUGCGCUUUUGAUGCCAACGCUUUUGCACCAUGCACAAAGGAGAACAACUUCGGCUAUCAUCAGGCCAGACCAUGCAUAUUCCUUAAGUUGAAUAAGAUUUACAACUGGGAACCAGCUAUGUACAACGAGUCAAAAAAUCUACCAGUUGAAAUGCCUGUCGAACUACAGAAUCAUAUUAAAGAGAAGGAAAGCUUGCGACCAAAUCAGACCAGCGUCGUUUGGAUCUCCUGCGAAGGCGAAAACCCUGCCGAUGUGGAAAAUAUUAAAGCACGCGAUUACUAUCCACGCAUGGGUUUCCCCGGCUAUUAUUUCCCAUUCAAAAAUAUCGAAGGUUAUGUACAGCCAAUUGUCGCCGUACAAUUUACCGUUGAAACCGGCGUUUUAAUCAACAUUGAAUGCAAAGCUUGGGCAAGCAACAUCAAACACGAUCGCCAAGAAAGGAAAGGAUCCGUCCACUUCGAAUUGAUGGUUGAUUAAGAGCUUGCGCGCAGCCAAUAAGUGAACGAAGCACAGAUAUAAAUUAAUAAAAAAAAACAUAACAACAACCACACAAAAGAAAACAAAAAGAAUAAACAACAACAAUACAAAAAACAAAGAGAAUACUUAGCAGGUGAAAUAAUAAACGCAGCAGUAAAUAAAAAUGGACAACAGUUAUUAAAUGAAAACAAUAACAGUUGAAAAAUAAAACAACAAAAUAGUAGCAAAAUUAAGUGAAGAAACAUGCAGGGAAAGGCAAAAACAGGCAAAAUGCUGUUAAAGCAGUAUGAAGAGGAAGAAAGAAGGAGCUAGAGAGAGAGAAUCAGUAUAAUGAUAGUGAGUGUGAGAGUUAGCCAGAUUGGAGAGGGAGUGAUUGAGAGUGGUAGCUAGGAGCAAGCAGUUGAGAUGAAUGCAUGAAAAAUACAGCAACAACCAAAGAAUAAGAACAACAGGCCGAAAAAAUAAAUAAUUUAUAUAAAAUAAAAAGCGACAACAACAGCAACAGCAAAAUUAAAGGCUAUGAUACAAGAGAAAAACCCUAAAAAAUGUGUGCAAAAUAGUAAAAAAAAUUAAAUAUUUGAAAUAAAAAAUGCUAAAUAUUUAUUUUGCGAACGAAAACACACACACAAACACACAGUACACAUAACAAAUUGAAAAAAAAAACAACAACAAAGUAAACAAGUAAAACAAAAACAAAAAACUGCGGCAACACUGCUAAAUAGAGCGAGAGCAAACCAAAUAAGAAUUAAAUAAUUAAAUAAAAAAAAUAUAAAAAUAAGAAUUAAAGUAUAAUUAAUUAAUUUAAUAGACAAAGCGUAACAAGGCAUCAUUCAAUACAUAUGUACAUACGUACUCGUAUAUAUAUUAAUUUUUGGAGACACAAAAAAAAAUAGUAAAAAGGCAAAAAUACAAAAAUAAAAAGCAACAGCAGCAACCGAAAAAAUAUGUUUAUUUGUAAUUAAUUUUAUUUUGCGCAGUAAAAUAUAUAAAAUAAAUACGAUUUAUGGUAUUUAGUACCAAAAAAAAAAAAACAAAAACAAAAAACAGUAAAAGGUAUGUAUGUAUGUAGUUAAAGAGAAAAUUGCUUUAAAUAAAGCGUUCCAUAGCGCUAAACAUUUUGAUAAUAAUACAAACGCUUCUUUCGUACUUAUUUCUUUACUUUAAGGCUUACCACUUAAAUGGAGAGCAAAGCAAACGUUUUUUCGAAAAUCAGUAGAAUUUAAUUAUUGCAAAUACUUAUUAGAAUUUGUUGAUAUUUUUGACUAGUGAAUGCAAGUUGAAUAAACAAUUAUUAUUCUCAUUAUUAUGAAUUAUGAUUGAAAAGAUGAGAGAAAUUUAAAGAAUUAACGAAAACCAGCGCAGCGAAAUAAAACAAAAAGCAACAAAAACAAAACUAAACAAAUACAUAACAACAAAAAUAAACAACAUGCUUACACUGGGCAGCAGAUUUUCAAUAACUACAAAAUAAUUAAAUUACAAAAAUUAUAAAAAAUAUAUAAAUUUGUAAGCAUAAGCAGAGGCAAAAUGAACAUAAUUAAAUAAAGGCAAAUUAUUAAGUAAAAAAUUGUUUAAUUGCAGAUUAUAUUACGAAUAGAUUUCGUUUACAGGCAAAAUCGCAUGCGAUAAAAAUUUUAUUAAAAAAUAGCAAAACAAAGGUUUUGCAGCAAUUUUUUUGAAAACUUUAAUUGACAUAAAAAAAAUUUAUUGUCAAAAAGUCGCAUGCAAUAAAAAAAUAUUUAUUAAAAAAAUGUCAAACAGGUUCAUUAAUAGCAUAAAAAAUGUUUUGCAGCAAUAAUUUAGAAAAUUUUGUUUGACGGAAAAAAGUCGCAUGCAAUUAAAAAUAUUUAUUUUAAAAAAUUCAAGUAAACUAAUUUAAAAACAAAAGAAAAAUUGUAGCAAUAAUUUUGAAAAUAUUGUUUGACCGAAAAAAAAUCGCAUGCAAUAAAAAAUAUUUAUUAAAAAAAUGUUAAGCAAACUCAUUUAAAAACCAAAAAAAAUAGGUUUUACAGCAAUAAUUUUGAAAAUCUUGUUUGACCGAAAAAAAUCGCAUGCCAUAAAAAACAUUUUUUUAAAAAAUGUCAAGCCUACUUAUUUAAAAGCGAAAAAUGAGGUUUUACAGCAUUAAUUUUGAAAAUUUUGUUUGAUCAAAAAAAAUAGCAUGCAACAUUUUUUUUCAGAAAUGCCCGUACAGUCUUAUAAACAUAUAGUAAUAUAUAUUUAUGUAUAUAUACCAUGUUAUAUGUAUUGCUAAAAUAAACUAACCACGCCCCCCAAAAUGCAUAUACAGCUAACCAACACAACCAUAACAGUGAAAAAAAAUCAUGCCAACAACACACACACACUCACACAACCACAACAAAAAAAUAUGACACGCUGCAAACGCUGUUUACUGACAGCGAAAGUUAAACUUUAUAUAAAUUAAAUUAUUAUUAGUAUUAAAAUGAAGAAAAGUGUAAGUUAUGCAAAGAGAAACUUUGUUUAAAUUUGUUAUUAAAAUUUAAGCGCCCUCCCCUUUAAUAAAAUAUAUAUAAAGAAAAAAAUUAUAAAUAAAUUUAUUAAAACAAUAAAAUAAAAGUUAAGCAAGCAGACAGCAUGAAAGUUUAGCAAAAUUGAAAUUAAAUAAAAGAAAAUGAAAUUUAAAAAAUAAAUUAAAGCAAAAGUAUAUUAAAAAUAAUAAACAGCUUAUAAAUAAAUAAGCUAAAAAUGGUACAUGAAUUGUAGAUUUUUAAAUAAAAUUUGUGAAAAACGUAUUAUUUUAGUAAAUUAAAUUAAAUAAAAAUAAAAAUAAUAACAAAAGCAGCUAGCAAGCAACAUCAAACGAAAUGCUAAUAAAAUAAUAUUGAAAUAAUAACAAAAAAUAAAAACAAAAAAACAGUUAAAUAAUAAAAAUAUAUAAAUUGACAGCAUGAAAUAAAAUAAAAAAAUAACAACUUAACAUAAAAUAAUAAUAAUCCUCUUCACUUAUUACACUAGCGAGAAAUUAAAAAAAAAAUAUUAAAUAAGCAAAAACCUUAGUAAAUAGCUAAAAUUGUAUUAAAAAUAAAUUGCAGUCAGUGUGUGCAGUUAAGAAUGAAGCAGCAAAGUAAGCUAAUUAUUUAUAAUAGAAAAAUUUUCAAAAA